ACCUAGGGGAGGAGCUACGUGACCCAGCCAGAGAGGCUCACUCCUAUCCCCCUAUCACUGUGACCCUGCCAGACAGAUAAGCUACCGGUCUGUUAUAUAUAUCAGGAGGUUGCAUCUGGAAUUAUAUGAUGUUUGGCCUCAAGCUCCUGUGAGAUCCUCUAGACAAACACCUGUAUGAUCAUUGUCUUUUAAUAUUAUGUACAGUACAUAGGAGCGUCCCCGUCCUAUCCGCACAGGGCAGAAGGAAACCAAAUACAGAGGUCUGUGCUAGGGCGUGAUGAUGAUGGAGAAUCACCGGACCCUCACAUCACUGGAUGGAGCCAGUAACAGAGAUACCCCAGAGAGAUGUCCCCGUCCUCUUUAUUCCCCGUACUGUACAGAGGAUAACCACAGGACCCCACAGGAGGAUCAGGGUCAAGGUCUGGCUAAUAUUAAGGUAGAAGUUAUAGAGGAAGAAGAAGAGAUGUAUGUGAGGAGUGAUCAGCAGUGUAAGGAGGAGGAAAUCCCUACAGAUAUCAGCACAGGUGGACCCAGUAACAGAGAUUCCCCAGAGAGAUGUCCCCAUCCUCUUUAUUCCCAAGAGUGUACAGAGGAGAAUCACAGAACCCCACAGGAGGAUCAGGAUCUAACUGAUAUUAAGGUAGAAAUCAUAGAGGGAGAAGAAGAGGCGUAUGUGAGGGGUGACCAGCAGUGUAAGGAGGAGGAAAUCCCUACAGAUAUCAGCACAGAUGGACGCACAAGCAGGAAUAGCUUGGAGGGACAUUUCAUUAUGUAUCCAGAUUGUAAAAUAGAAGACAAUAACACUACACAAGAUUUCACAGGCGUAAAUCCUUUGACCUUAAAUACAUGGCCAGUACUUCACAGAGCAGAUGCAUCACCUGGUCAUUCUCAUCAUGAGGAAUGUUCUGGUAAUUCGGACAUUGUUCCACAUAAUACAGGUCAUAGAGGUGAUACAAUCUUUCAGUGUUCUGAAUGUAGCAAAUGUUUUUUAUAUCAGUAUAUCUUGGUGAGACAUCAGAGAACCCACACAGGGGUCAAGCCAUUUCCGUGUUGUCUUUGCGGGAAAUCAUUUAAAGAGAAAUCACAACUUGUUGCACAUGAGAGAACUCACACGGGUGAGAAGCCGUUUCCAUGUUCUGAGUGUGGGAAAUGUUUUAGACUAAAAUCCCAGUUUAUUAGACAUCAAAGAAAUCACACAGGUGAGAAACUGUUUCCAUGUUCUGAGUGUGAGAAAUGUUUUCCAGAGAAGUCGUACCUUGUGAAACAUCAGAGAAUACACACUGGGGAGAAGCCCUUUUCUUGUUCUGUGUGUGGGAAAUGUUUUACACUCAAGUCAGAUGUUGUUAUUCAUGAGAGAACUCACACAGGUGAGAAGCCGUUUCCAUGCUCUGAGUGUGGGAAAUGUUUUACACACAAACCAGGUCUUGUUAGACAUCAGUCAGUUCACACAGGGGAGAAGCCUUUUUCAUGUUCUGCGUGUGGGAAAUGUUUUUCCCGGAAUUCAGGACUUGUUAGACAUCAGAGAACUCACACAGGUGAGAAACCAUUUCCGUGUUCUGCGUGUGGAAAAUGUUUUACACGGAAAUCACAUCUUGUUACACACCAGCGACUUCACUCAUGAUCGACAAUCAACAGGGAGCAGCUCUACUCUGAAUAUCCUUUUAUUAAUGUAAAUGAUUGAAUUAGGUAUGACUAUAUGAAUAAGUUUAUGCUCAAUGGUAUACUGAAAUCACAGAGACAAUCGCCAGCCACACAGUAAAUGAACACGUUAUAAUUGAAUUCUCACCUACAAGUAUAGGUGGAAUAAGGGAAGUAUUGCACAUAACAUUGCAGGAUGCCUUCUACUGCAGUUGAAGCUCCUGGGCUGCUCACACUUGGCAUCAGCAGAGAAUGGACAGACGUAGGGCCGGACAGAUAACACUGAGAUGUAAACAGAGACAAUGCGGGCAGCUAAAGAUCAGAGUUGGGGUCACUGGAGACCAGAUGCAGCCACAGACACCAAGGUGAAAACAGACAGCACAGCUGUUACAGCAGAGCACUGGGUAUUCAGGAGACCUUUUUGUGGCUUAUCGCAUUUUGCCCAUACUGGCAGGAUUGCUUGCCACUAUGUGCUCUGUGCAAUGGCGGAGUCCUUGGCAGUCUGUCUGCACAAUAGAUCCCACCAUGUUUGCGAGAUCUCGUGCAUGUGCAUUGGCGCCGACCAGGAGGAAAGACACAGCGCAUCAGCACUAGUCUGGUGUGCUAUGGGUCUUGCAGGGAUCGUCUGCGGGGUGACCUUUAUCUCCCCAAGUCUGGUGGCCGAGAUGUUAAUACAUCUCAGCGUUAUUGCUUCCUGCUUUGCCUUGAUAGGAUGUGAAGCAGGAGGAGGUAUAGAGGCAGAAUUAGUGCUACUAUAAUGCAUCUCCCUGUAAGCCACAGAACUGACUGAGCAUAAGCCUGAAUUCAGACUGGUAUGUCAUGAGAUUUUGGAAAGGAUACGGAUACAUGCAUUUACACCUAGGAAUACAUGUGAGCACAGAAGCAAUGGCAACACAAGGAAACAGGAGCGUAUGUUACACUUUCUGAUUUUGGGCCUCCUGACGUCUCAUCGUUCUUCGGGGCCCGUUUCAGCUGAGGUGCGAAUUCGCAACAGUGGGCAAUUAUCGAAUGAUUGCGCAGGCGCGUCACCAAACAGCGACAGGAUGUUGAAAAAAUGUAUGGUCGCAAGGUGAUUGACAGGAAGCGGACGUUUGGAGGGGGGGGGGGGGUAACUGCCUGUUUUCUGGGAGUGUCAGGAAAAACACAGGCGUUCCCAAGCAUUUUCAAGGCUGGUAUGUGACGUCUGCUAAGGCCCCGAUCAGCCUGUUUGUAUCGCACUGUAGGAGUAAGUCCUGGACUACACACAGACUGCACAGUAUGGAAAAAUCAUUAGUUGGUGAGUGAGUUGCUAACGGAUUUGCAGAUGUCUGCUGCCUGCCGAUGCAUCCGCACACUUGUACGAGGCGGGUUUUCACUCUCCCUGGGCGGCGACUAUCUGAUAGCAGACUACUGCAAAUUUGCAGGACAGCAAUCAGGUCUGAAUUAGGCCCUUCAGCCAUACACUGCCAAAGAGCAUCCAUCUCCUGGUGCUUAGGGCCUGGUGGGAGGAUAAGUUCUGUAGAAGCUGGAUUAUAGAUGCUGAUUCUACUUACCCUCUGACAAACCUGUCCUGUUCCACGAUCCGGUGUGAGAAUUGCCAGAUAGUACCCGGCAGACAACUGUAGGGAUUGUCCUGUGGCUUUUAGGCGUCUGAUGCUAUUAUAAAGGAGUUGGUGUUUUUUUGUUUGAACAUGCUUCUCUGUACAUUUGCAUUGGCCGUCUUUAUACGACAGAUGAGCAAAUGUUUGUCUGUUACGUAUGUGGCCCGUGUCCACUUAUUUCAUUGUCAUGCAACUCGGUAAACUUUUGCUCUGAAAUAUAUUACUGUUAAUAAUCCUAUUCAAAGUAAAAACUUUCUAUAAAACCUUCUUUGCCUGGUUAUUAUUGUUGUUUGACAAUGUGCUUUGUGUGUUAUAUCUAUUGUCUUGAAUUGCAGGGGUGACUUCAUUAUACUUGUAUUCAUUUCUUUAAAUUUGUGAUGUAAAUUUAAUAUAAUUAUUUUUUUCAAUAAGAGGUGAUUAGGCAUUAGAAUUGCUUUGUGUGGUCUUUCCUAUAGCACCUGCCUUUUUCAUAAAGUAGUGAAAUUUGGGGACAAAGCCAAAGAAAGUUGGGACUGGCAACAUUUUUUAAAUAUCUGCGGUCAGGGCAGGCAGCAGACAAGUUCAAUCAGUACAUGGUCAGGGCAAGCAGCAGACCAGGCAAUUCUAGAUAACAGGCCAAGGUCAAGAGAAAGGAAAAUCAGGAACAAUAGUUCAAUUUGUCACUGUAACAAGUAGUACAACUACCACAGGAUUGAAGGCAAAGUGGCUAUUUAACCAAACAUGAAUCAAUGGGCUAUGAACUGAAACCCAGUACCCUAGAGUUAAUGCACUCUAUGGCACCUGGUGAUUGCAGUUUAUCCUGAGAGACUGCACUAUAGGCUGGACCAUUAGCCAGAAGAUCUAUUACAUCAUGAACCAGGAAGCUAGCGGACGUUGCUUAUAAAUGACUUUGACUGUGGCAAUGUCAAGCUAACCUUCCAAUCCGAUCGCAGACUUCUGGUGGGACCAUAUUAUAGCCAUUUUUAUAUUUUUAUAUUCCAGAAUUAUUCCAGAAUAUUUUUAUAUUUUUAAUGCCAGAAAAUGAUUCAUCAUGGAUGACUGUAGUGUUGUACAUACUUUACUUGUUAAUAAAUUCCAGGAUACUUUUUAGGACUUUACUCACAAUGUACUGUACCUAAAGCACACAACCCUAUCUCAGAAAAGCCAUAAUAAGCAGAU
This is a messenger RNA of Pseudophryne corroboree (corroboree frog), 4376 nucleotides long. Its product is annotated as gastrula zinc finger protein XlCGF17.1-like. Gene Ontology annotation, cellular component: nucleus. Bases 278 to 1621 code for a protein of 447 amino acids. Gene Ontology annotation, molecular function: RNA polymerase II cis-regulatory region sequence-specific DNA binding; DNA-binding transcription factor activity, RNA polymerase II-specific. The transcript has 6 exons. Gene Ontology annotation, biological process: regulation of transcription by RNA polymerase II. The record is from RefSeq and is a predicted model, not a curated record. NCBI's taxonomy places the organism in Eukaryota, Metazoa, Chordata, Amphibia, Anura, Myobatrachidae.